Nipponia nippon (crested ibis) is the source of this 2420-nucleotide messenger RNA. The record is from RefSeq and is a predicted model, not a curated record. Lineage: Eukaryota; Metazoa; Chordata; Aves; Pelecaniformes; Threskiornithidae.
GUAACUAAAUGACCAUGGAAUCUGGAGCAGAGAACCAGCAGAGUGGAGAUGCAGCCGUUACAGAGGCAGAAACCCAACAGAUGACAGUACAGGCACAACCACAGAUUGCAACGUUAGCCCAGGUAUCUAUGCCAGCAGCUCAUGCAACGUCUUCUGCACCCACAGUGACCUUAGUUCAGCUGCCCAAUGGGCAGACGGUUCAAGUGCAUGGAGUAAUUCAGGCUGCCCAGCCAUCAGUUAUUCAGUCUCCACAGGUCCAGACAGUUCAGAUCUCCACUAUAGCAGAAAGUGAAGAUUCACAGGAAUCAGUAGACAGUGUUACAGACUCACAGAAACGAAGAGAAAUUCUUUCCAGACGACCUUCCUACAGAAAAAUUUUGAAUGACUUGUCCUCAGACGCCCCAGGAGUGCCAAGGAUCGAAGAAGAAAAGUCUGAAGAGGAAACAGCAGCACCUGCCAUCGCCACUGUUACGGUGCCAACUCCCAUUUACCAAACCAGCAGUGGGCAGUACAUUGCUAUUACCCAAGGAGGAGCAAUACAGUUGUCUAACAAUGGCACAGAUGGAGUACAAGGUCUCCAGACGUUGACUAUGACCAAUGCAGCUGCAACCCAACCUGGCACCACCAUUUUACAAUAUGCACAGACCACAGAUGGACAACAGAUACUUGUACCCAGCAACCAAGUUGUUGUACAAGCUGCCUCAGGAGAUGUGCAGACCUACCAGAUUCGCACCGCCCCUACCAGCACCAUUGCACCAGGCGUAGUCAUGGCAUCUUCUCCAGCACUUCCAACCCAGCCAGCAGAAGAGGCUGCACGGAAGAGAGAAGUGCGUCUAAUGAAGAACAGAGAGGCAGCACGUGAAUGUCGCAGGAAGAAAAAGGAGUAUGUGAAAUGUCUAGAAAAUAGAGUGGCUGGGCUUGAAAACCAAAACAAGACACUGAUUGAGGAGUUGAAAGCACUUAAGGACCUUUACUGCCACAAAUCAGAUUAAUUUUGGAUUCCCGUUUUCAUUUGUCCAGGUGGGAUAGAGACUGGUUCUGGGUAUACCCAGAAAGACAAAGUAAACUUUUUAUUUUCUAAACAUUUCUUUUUUUCUAUGCGCAAAACUGCCUGAAGCAACUACAGGAUAUACUUCAUCUGUGCUUUGCAUCAAACUGUGAAUGUUCAAGUACUUGCCUCCUCUUCUCCCCCUACAAGAUUAUUUUCAUCAUCAGUCUCAGCGUGAAGAAGAACAACAGGCUUCUUUCUCGUCUCCCCAUCCUCUUCAAGGAGUAACAGUGGUCACUUGGGAAGUUACUGCGGGGAGGGUCCUUUUGUAAUGAUUUCAAGAAUUCGUGCUGAGCUCUUUCCAUUGCCUUAGAGACAGAACCACCCCAGCCUCUUGGUCCGGAGAACUGCGGGCCACAUACGUGGAGCAUCCAUGGUGCAAUGAAGAAGCAAUGGUUGCCAAAUUGGUUUCACAUAUUCAUUAUGAACUAUAAAAAUACACAGCUAAGCAGCAUGCCAAACGAAAGGCGCUUCACAGUCACGUUCUUGGUGUGGAGAUAACAUACCUUUUUCAAACUAGCCCAGGAGGGGUUUUGAUUUGUAAUCUGUGUUAAGCCCUCCUGGACUAGUAAAAACUUCUCCAUACUCCAGAAACAAAUGCAUUGAAAUGAGCUUCACUGGUCAGUUGUUGCUUCUUAAAGCUUAUGUGUGCAAGUGUGUUCAGCAUUCUGAAUGCACAAAAAGCAAACACCAACCUCAUAGGAUAUUGGUUGGGAAAUGAUAUUGGGAUGGGAGAGGAAUUCAGAACAAAAAAAGUACAAUAGUGACGUUUAGAAAACAGUCACGUAGUAAGCAAGGGUAACACAUGAAAGCACUACCUAUUUGUAUGCAGAACAACUAAGCAGUUAAAGCAUGGCCAAUUCCACAUACAUACUUGCUGAUGACAGUAUAGUCUGUGUCCCAAGUCCUCUCAAGCAAUGAGGUUAUUUCUAUUUCCCUACCACUAUCUUAUGUAAUGGCAAUUAUUGUACGAAGUGGAAACAUCAGCCUGGCUUGCUAGAUUCUUCUUCAAACUUUGAGGAUGCCUUCCAUGCAUAAAUUAAAUUGCAGUAUGACAACUACUAGGACAACCUCAAAUAUUGAAGAGGACUUCAAACACAAAUAUUCCAACUUCUGCUUCGCAAGGGACAAUAUUAAUUAUUUGAACCUGGCCAGGCUAGCUAAAUUCUUAAUUUAUUCAGAGGAUUUUUUCAUGUAAAGGGUCAGAUUUACCGAGUAAUUUAUUUCUGUAAGUGAAAUUACUCAUAUGCCUCAGACGUUUGCAAGAUCAAUUUUUUUGUGUGCACUGAGGAAAUGUGAUCUUUCCCAGAUUUACAUUGUUAAAAAGGUAGUUCAUGUUUAAAAACAACUCUGUACUACUCAUUAGGACUUC